UUUGAUGAUUCAAAAAAAAUAAAUUAUAACCACGAGGACAAAGGUAGACGUUUUAAAAAACGACCGUCAAACUUUGACAACCCCCCAUGUGUCGGUGAUCGACUCCACCUGUGGUCAGGGUCCGACAUUGCUGCACAGGUACAGACCAAAUUCCGAUUUUCAACAAAAAAGUUGACAGAACUUUACGCACCAAGUGCGCGCGACGCCAAACGCUGCCAGCGGUGCCACAACAAGAACCAGAUGUGCCACUGUGGCUCGGUUCAACAGAAAACAUCCCGUGACAGUCCGAUGCUGGAAGGGGGUGUGGCGUCACGUGGGCCCACAUCAGACCGCAGAGGCUUUAUAUGCAGCAGCAGCAGCAGAGCAACUUUCAACACACACACACACACACACACACAUCUGUUCACCUGAGGAGCGAGAAGAUGGACGCUGCGUACAAGAAAGUGAACGGGACCUAUGGGACCGAGGCAGAGCCGGAGGACCGAGGCACGGGGCCGAGACGGGGCUCCAUGUACCUGGAGGAGGAGACCAACAAGAAGUCCGAGGUCAUCACCUGCAUCUUCUCCCUGAAGGAGGAGGUCGGCGCCCUGGUCCGGGCCCUGCGGCUCUUCGAGGAGAAGGGCAUCAACCUGACGCACAUCGAGUCCCGUCCGUCGCGGAUGGACAAGGAGCAGUACGAGUUCUUCAUCAGCGUGGACUCCUCCUGCGCCCAGGCCAUGGACGAAGCCAUCGACGGCCUGCGCACGCAGAUCAGCGGCCACGUGCACGAGAUGUCGCGCAACAAACAGAAGGACACAGUGCCGUGGUUCCCUAAUGACAUCCAGGACUUGGACCGCUUCGCCAACCAGAUCCUCAGUUACGGCUCCGAGCUGGAGGCCGAUCACCCGGGCUUCACAGAUCCUGUCUACAGAACCCGCAGGAAGGAGUUUGCUGACAUCGCCUACAACUACAGACAUGGCCAAACCAUCCCUCGCGUGGAGUACACGGAGGAGGAGAAGGCCACGUGGGGAACGGUGUUCCAGGAGCUGAAGACCCUGUACCCGACUCACGCCUGCCGCGAGCACAACCGCGUCUUCCCCCUGCUGGAGAAGUACUGCGGCUACAAGCAGGACAACAUCCCUCAGCUGGACGACGUCUCCCGCUUCCUGCAGUCGUGCACGGGUUUCCGGCUCCGCCCCGUGGCCGGCCUGCUCUCGUCCCGGGACUUCCUGGCGGGACUCGCCUUCCGCGUCUUCCAUUCCACGCAGUACAUCCGCCACAGCUCCAACCCCUUGUACACGCCCGAGCCAGACGUCUGCCACGAGCUCCUGGGACACGUUCCUCUGUUUGCCGAUCCUAGUUUCGCCCAAUUCUCACAGGAAAUCGGACUCGCCUCCCUCGGUGCCCCCGAUGAGUACAUUGAGAAACUUGCUACUGUGUACUGGUUCACCGUGGAGUUCGGCCUGUGCAAGCAGGGCUCGGACAUUAAAGCUUACGGAGCUGGAUUGCUUUCAUCGUUUGGAGAGCUGCAGUACUGCUUGACAGACAAGCCCAAACUCCAGGCCUUUGACCCGGACAAGACCAGCCUCCAGAAGUACCCCAUCACAGAGUACCAGCCGAUCUACUUUGUCGCUGAGAGCUUUGAGGACGCCAAAGAGAGAGUCAGGAAAUUUGCAGGCACCAUCCCCAGGCCUUUCACGGUGAGAUACAACCCCUACACCCAGAGCAUCGAAGUGCUGGACAACGCCCAGCAGCUCAGGAACCUGGCUGACAGCAUCGGCAGUGAAAUGGGGAAACUGUGCGAGGCGCUGCGGAAACUGGCGUAACUGUGCAUGUGACCUAAACUGGAGCAACCUGACAAUCACUUUUUUUAUAUAUAUCAAUCCAACGAAUAGUCGUUCGGUUAUUAGAUUGCUGAGCUCUUCGGGGUUAUGCAAAUUUGUUUCUUUGUAUUAAAACAUAUAUGCAAAUUAUUAAUAUUAUCAAAUUAUGGCAGUAUGUAAUCCAAUUAGUAGAAAAUGUUGUCUGUGUAUUUUAGUGAAAGUCAAUAAAGUGUUUGAGCUGUGGAAGUCAAGAAGGAGCGUGAAAUGUUGACAAUGUAUUGUAGAAGUAUGUGUUUUUCAAAAUAACAGCGUUUGGUCAAUCAACAUCCUCUUAAUGACUUGAAUUUAUAAACCAAUUAUGUAAACAUUUAAUUUCGCUUAGUGCAAAAACAAUCCGCAAUAUUGUUUCAAUAGUUUUUCUAUGCAUUUUAAACCUUAAACCAUAUUGAGGGAUUUUUUUUUUUUUAAUUUUGCUCAGCUAUAGUUUAAAUGUUUUGUAUAUGCAUGAAAUGUUUUAGUGAAAUAAACAACUAUAUUCAA
Scophthalmus maximus (turbot) is the source of this 2342-nucleotide messenger RNA. RefSeq names its product phenylalanine hydroxylase (gene pah). Bases 345 to 1805 code for a protein of 486 amino acids. The record is from RefSeq and is a predicted model, not a curated record. The transcript is spliced from 13 exons. Gene Ontology annotation, molecular function: iron ion binding; phenylalanine 4-monooxygenase activity. Lineage: Eukaryota; Metazoa; Chordata; Actinopteri; Pleuronectiformes; Scophthalmidae. Gene Ontology annotation, biological process: L-tyrosine biosynthetic process; L-phenylalanine catabolic process.